CGCUACUAUUUCAGUUUCUAAUCGGAUUUCGUCACGAAUAUGAAUAACAGGCGUAGUUCAUCGUUUAAAGAAAUAAGUAUAGUUCAAGAUGCAAAAAAUCUGAGGGAUUCAUUUAACAGAAACUUACAUUUUUACGUCGUCAAAGAUCGUAAUAUUGCUACAAUGCGUGAUUUUUAUGUUGCUCUGGCUAGGACUGUCUGGGAACAAUUAUGUUCUCGUUGGAUAAAAACACAGGAGGUUUAUGCCACAGAAGAUCCAAAGAUGGUCUACUUUUUAUCCAUGGAAUUUUUUAUGGGUCGUACACUGAAGAAUACAAUGCUUAACGUAGACACAGCAGAAGCUCUGGAUGAAGCAAUGUAUCAACUUGGUUUGGAUAUUGAAGAAUUAGAAGAAAUGGAAUGCGAUGCAGGACUUGGCAAUGGUGGUUUGGGUCGACUGGCUGCAUGUUUUCUUGACUCAAUGGCUACAAUUGGUUUAGCAGCUUAUGGUUACGGAAUACGUUAUGAAAAUGGCGCUUUUCAUCAGAUGAUAAAGGAUGGAUGGCAGGUUGAAGAACCUGAUGAAUGGUUACUUUAUGGUAAUCCUUGGGAGAAAGAACGCCCUGAAUUCACUCGCAUAGUUCAGUUUUACGGUAGAGUUAUACGCAAUCAUUUAGAUCAAUGUAAAUGGGUUGACACAGAAACAAUAUGUGCCCUACCUUAUGAAGUUCCUAUACCUGGAUAUCGUAAUCAGACAUGUAAUACGCUUACAUUAUGGUCCGCUAAGGGCAGGAAAUAUUUUGAUACGAAAAUUGUUCAUAACAAUGAUUAUAUAAAUGCUAUACUUGGCCGUAAUGAAGCUGAAAAUAUUUCUCGUGUUCUUUAUCCAAUUGAAAGUGCAUUCGAAGGUAAAGAAUUGCAAUUAAAACAGGAAUACUUUCUUGUAUCCGCUACAUUGCAAGAUAUACUGUAUCAGUUUAAAUCAUCUUAUCCAACUUAUGAACUAUUUGAAUUACCAAAUAAAGUUGUAAUUCAUAUCAAUGAUACACAUCCAGCAUUAGCUAUUCCUGAACUAUUGAGGAUUCUAGUUGAUAUAGAGUGUAUGGAUUGGAUUGAUGCAUGGGAUAUAUGUUCACGUGUAUUUACUCAUACAAAUCAUGUAUCACAAGUAGAAUGUUUAAAGUAUUGGCCAUUAGAUAUGCUUCAACGUGUUCUACCUAGACAUGUGGAAAUUAUACGCAAUAUCGAUUAUCAUUUUAAAAGUGUCAUAAACAGAAGGUGGCCAAGUGACGAAAAUCGAUUCCAACGUAUGUCGAUAUUUCAAGAGAUCAAUGAACCUGUUGUUAGUAUGGACCAUUUAUGCAUAAUUGGAUCACAUUUUGUCAAUGGUGUUUCAAUUUUUCAAACGAACCAUUUAGUAAAUACCUUAUUUAAGGAUUUUGCCGAUUUAUGGCCAUCGAAAUUUACCAAUAAAACAAAUGGUAUUAGUCCGAGACGUUGGUUAUUGGUAUGUAAUCCAGGCCUAACCGAUCUUAUUCGAACCACCAUACAAUCUGACGAUUGGGUAAAAAAUCUUAUAAUGUUGAAUCGAUUGAAAGAAAAAUUAAAUGAUGCAAAUUUUCGAAAUCGCCUAAUAUUAAUUAAACAAGACAAUAAAAAUCGAUUUGUUGCUUAUAUGCAACAGCAUAGAAAUAUUCAACUAAAUCCAAGUUCCAUUUUUGAUGUUCAUGUCAAACGUGUUCUAGAAUACAAGCGUCCACUCCUGCCAUGUUUAUAUGCUAUAACUAUGUAUAACCGUUUAAGAGCAAAUCCUGAACUGAAAAUGUGUCCUAGAACAAUUAUUAUUGGCGGUAAAGCUGCGCCUGGAUACCACAUGGCUAAAAUGAUUAUAAAAUUAAUUAAUUCAGUUGCAAGAAUAAUUGAUUUUGAUCCAAUUACAACGGGUAAACUUAAACUUAUAUUUUUACGAAACUAUCGGGUCAGUUUGGCUGAACGUAUUAUACCCGCAACAGAUUUAUCUGAACAAAUUCCAUGUGUUGGAACAGAAGCAUCAGGAACAGGGAAUAUGAAGUUUAUGUUGAACGGUGCAUUAACUAUUGGAACCAUGGAUGGAUCAAAUAUUGAAAUAUUUCAAGAAGUUGGUCACUCAAAUGCAUUUAUCUUUGGUCGUACUAUUGAAGAAGUCAAUUAUUUGCGGAAAACAGGAUAUAAUCCAAUGAGAUAUGUAUCUUCCAAUCCAGAACUUCGUUUGUGCUUAGAUCAAAUACGUGAUGGUUAUUACUGUCCAAAUGAACCUGAUUUAUUUAAAGAUCUAUAUAAUAAGCUAGUUACAGAAGAUAAAUUUAUGGUAUGCGCAGAUUAUGGUGAUUAUAUGCGUGCUCAGGCUGAAGUUGAAUCAGCAUACAAGGAUGAAGUAAAAUGGUCAAAAAUGGUUCUAAUGAAUAUAGCUGCAGCUGGAAAAUUUUCCUCUGAUCGUACAGUACGUGAAUAUGCACGUGAUAUUUGGAGAGUAGAUCCAGUUAUUGUAAAAGAAUCUAUAAAAUGUAAUUCAGAAAAUAAUAACAAUCUAAGAUUCUGUUCCAAUAAUUAAAGUAAGGAGGUAGAAUGAUAAAGAGAACAAUAGACGAGUACAAUUAUUACUUUCUUUUUUUCUUUCUAUACUAAUAUUUCUUAUAGUUUUAUUUGUAUAAUCAAUACCCUUUUUCUUUGUUUAUUUGUUUGUUUUUAUUUUUUUUAGGUUAAUUUGUUUUUAUUACAAAAAAAUGUUUGUUAUAAAAAAUUUGUUUGUUUUGUUAUGAUUUUUUUUAAUGAAAAACUUUUCUUUUUUUAAAGAAAAAAAAUAAUAAUAAAAAAUUCAUCCAGUUAGUGAUGUGCAAUUAUUUUUAGAAAGAUUAUUUCUAAAACUACAUUUCGUCUAUAUUUCAAACUCAACUCAUUUAUACAAUGAUUAUUGACUAAUAUUAUUUUGUUUAAACAAAACUCUGUUUUAAAAAGAAAUAUAUAUAGAGAAUGUUUCACUUGGUUAAUGAAAUCUCAGUGAUUGUUUUAUACAUUAUGGUUAUGUUAUCAAAUUUAGUUGUUAUCUGAGUUGACUAUGAUUGGAUUUGUUUCUUGUUUUGUUUUUGAUAUUAAGAGUUUUAUUGUUAUGGGGUAAAUUAAACUUCAUAGACUUUCUCUCUCAUAUGAGCUAAAUAGUAUAUUUAAAUUUUGAUAAACGUAAAUUGAUUGUUUUAUUUUGUUUUAAAUGAAUUUUUUUUUUGGAAACAGAUGAGUCGAAUGAAUGAUUAAAUGGUUGCCUUAGUGAUUUAGUUGUUUAAUUGUCAUUACAGAUUUUUUUUCUUUUUAUGCAUUGUGUAUUAUGAAUAUUUUUACUUAUAGAGGAAAAUAUAUCUGAUUAACUUUUUAAUUUGACUUCAUUUAUAAAUUUUAAUGUAUUUCAGAAGCGAAUCAUUAACUUAACUGAACUAACCGCAAAUCAUUUUAUCAAUUUAGAUCGACACUGCUUAUUGGCGUUUAAUGUAAAUUUUAUAUGAUUAUCAUUGUUUUUCAAAGUGUGUAUUGAAAAUGCCACAACAAUGAUUUUUAAUGAGAUAGAUAUACCGUAACUUCUUAGUUUUAUUCUAUCUUAGCUGUUAUUUUACCAACAGGUUACUUUCUAUUUAAUUGUCAAUGCUGUAUUCAUUUAAUUCAACAAAUUGUAUUUUUUUUAAAGAAAAAUUAGUUUGUAUAUAGUUAGGGAGAAGAUAAUAUGAUACAAUAAAUUCUGCAAAUUCUUGAAGUUUUAUUCUUGUUUCAUUGAAACAUUACGAUGUUUCAUGUAGUUUACCCAUCCUGUUGUACUUUCAAUAGAGCCAGACUAUUCAGAACAGAUAUCUGAUUGCGAAUUCUUUGUUACACAAUGUGAAAUAAAUAUUUCAAAGAUUAUUACUUAAGAUAUUAUGAUAUUCAAAAGAUAUUAUGUAAAGUGUAUGUUGCUUUGGUGUAUGAAUUCUGUUCAUAGUUUUAUGUAGUUACAUCAUUAAUUAAUAGAUGGAUUAUCGAGUGGUC
Molecule: messenger RNA, 4025 nt
Organism: Schistosoma intercalatum
Lineage: Eukaryota; Metazoa; Platyhelminthes; Trematoda; Strigeidida; Schistosomatidae
Source: the annotation of a GenBank genome assembly